AUUGUGGGAAAAUGUGCGAAAGAACGAUAGCAAAGUAUGAGGAGGAACUUUGUCCAACAAAAGAGGAGAAGGAGCGACAACAUCAACUACUGGACGCUGUUUUCAAGAAACAUCAAGUUGUGUUACACAGAACAGACGUCCAGCAGCCCCCUCACAUGAAAGAGGAAGAGGAGGAAGUGUGGAUCACUCAGGAGGGAGAGUGUCUUCUAGGGCAGGAGGAGGAUGAUGUCAGCAAGUUUCCACUGACUGUUGUCUCUGUGAAGACUGAAGAGCAUGAAGACAAACCACCUGAGUCCUCACAGCUUCAUCACAGUCCAAUUGUACAAACACACAGCGUGACGCCUGUGAUUCAUUCACUCAAGUAUUUCACCACUGCAUCCUCUCAAGUUCCAAACUUCCCAGAGUAUGUGGAGGUUGGUUAUGUUGAUGAAGUUGAGAUUAGUUACUAUGACAACAACAUCAGGAAAACAGAAUCCAAACAGGACUGGAUGAACAAAAUCACAGCAGAGGAUCCAAACUACUGGCAGAGACAAACAGAGAUCAAUGUUGUUAAUGAACAUGACUUCAAAGACAACAUUGAAAAAGUCAAGAAGCUUUUCAACCAAACUGGAGGUGUUCACACUUUCCAGAGGAUGUCAGGAUGUGAAUGGAAUGAUGAGACUGAUGAGGUUCAAGGUUGGGAGCAGUACAGUUAUGAUGGAGAAGAUUUCAUAUCGUUGGACAUGAAAACAUGGACAUGGACUGCAGCAAAACAACAAGCUUUCCCCACCAAACUCAAGUUGGACCAAGACAUAUUUAGACUAGACUACUUUAAGUAUUAUUACACUGAGGAAUGUCCUUCUUACUUGAAGAAGUAUGUGGAGUAUGGGAAGAAGGUCCUAAUGAGAACAGAGCUUCCGGAGGUGUUCCUCCUCCAGAAGACGCCAUCCUCUCCGGUCAGCUGCAUGGCGACAGGUUUCUACCCCGACCGAGCCGACUUGUUUUGGAGGAAAGACGGCGAGCAGAUCUUCGAGGACGUGGAGCACGGAGAGCUGCUCCCCAACCCCGACGGAACCUUCCAGAUGUCGGUGUGGCUGAAAGUGGAGGUGACGGCCGAGGUGGAGGGCAAGUACGAAUGUGUGUUCCAGCUGUCUGGCGUCGAGGAGGACCUGGUCACCAAGCUGGAGAGAAGAAGCAUCCUGAGCAACGCAAGCCAUGAAGGCAACGUGAGCCUCACUGCCACGCUGGCGGUCCUCGCUGUGGUGGUCCUCUUGAUCAUCAUCAUCAUCUUCAUCAUCAAGCGUCGCCGAAGCAGACAAGCCGAAUACGAUGCAGCUGCUGGUGACGCUGGUAACGAGCUCUCAGAGAGACGUGAAGGCUGAAGGCUGAGUGAGACACAGCAGUCGGCACACAGAUGCUUUGUGCACUGGAACACAGAGAGAUGUCUCCAUCGCUGAGGGACCUCAUCACACUUGGACAUUUAUGCACUAAUUGCUCCUCAUCUCAUCCAUCAUGUCUUCUUUGGCUCUUUAUGGCUGAGAAAAUCUGCAUUUUUCAACAAUAUUUUGCCAGUCAAUCACGUUGAUGUUGAUCUUUGUGUCCAUGUAGUUGUGAUGUCAUCAUUUGGGGCUCAUGUGUCAUCACAUUGACAAGGAUUUCUUCUUUCCUUUUCAAACCAAUAGACAGCUGCUUAUCAGUGAAUAUCACCUUGUGUCACAUGUCAUCAUUACUUCUACUAAUAUUUUGGAACAAUAGUACCAUUUUUAAGUACUUUAGUAUGUUAAUGUUAAUUGUUUAUGUAACAUUUAAGAAUGAUGAUUAUGAGAACUGCUGUCCGGUUGUUAUAUCUUGUUUUCUGAUGACAUUAGUCUCAUUUGCAAUGCAGUUGCACUUCCAAGACCAUUAGAUGGCAGCACUGUAUAACUAUUUAUGGUUUAUUGUCAAACUAGAAAGUGGCUUUUUUCAGGAAGAGGAAUUUGUUAGGUUGCGCCCUACAAAGAUUCAAUACUGUAAGUAUUGUCCUCAUUACACAGAACUGUAAAAUUCUAACUAUAAUCUUAGUUGUAGUUUCCUUUACCAAAUUCCAAGGUGCUGAAAUCGCCAUGUAAAAUCGCCCAUGCUAAUAGUAGCCUGUCUAUGGCUAAUCCUAUGUAAAUUAGCAUUAAGCUAGCGCAUUUUGAAAGAGUGUAACAUUACUUUACGUUUGAGUGUUUUUUUAUGAAGCACACUUUGUUGGUGUUGAAAAUGGCAACAUGACUUAGAGGAAGUUUGGUUGAGUCCGGCCUGAGUGCUGCUUGAGUGAUUGUUUACGUGUUUAGUCUGAAAGCAGACAUGACGUCACAUGCAACAAAGGUAUGGAACUAUGGCACCGUUUGAUUUUACGUGAAUUGAUAGUACCGAGGGAAUUUGGUCAUUACCUACAAAAGCACUGAGUUGGGUAGCCAACCCUACCAGUUAGUGUGACGGAGGGGGACAGUGACACAACAUUUUUAUGACAAAGCGUUGCAAAAUAUUUAUAUUUUUUUAAACAAUUUGCUGUUUUUCCGUUCCUUUUUGCAUAGUCAUAUUUUUGCUUGAUUGCCAAAGAUGGCGAGGAUGUCAUUUGGGAAGUAAACAAGGUAGGCUGUUCAUAUUCUCUUGAUAUUCAGUGUUUUACGUGUACUAUGUUUCAUGUACAUUCUGGGUGUUUUAUUCAGUAAAAACUUGUCAAAUACAA
Nerophis lumbriciformis (worm pipefish) is the source of this 2695-nucleotide messenger RNA. RefSeq names its product major histocompatibility complex class I-related gene protein-like. Gene Ontology annotation, cellular component: external side of plasma membrane. Lineage: Eukaryota; Metazoa; Chordata; Actinopteri; Syngnathiformes; Syngnathidae. The record is from RefSeq and is a predicted model, not a curated record. Gene Ontology annotation, biological process: immune response.